AUGAAUAACUAAAUCAAAGGUAUAACUCAAUCUUUUCUGAAAAAACUUGAGGAGCUUGAGUAAUCUAAUUACAGAGACUUUGAUAUUAUUCCUUAAAGUGAGACCACUGCCAUUUUUUAAAAUAACAUCUAUUCUAAAAGUUAGCUCAUUGAGUAAAACUUUGAUUUCAGAGACGAUGAUAUCUAAGAGUUUUCAUAAACAGAAGAAAAAACGAUACCAAAUAUAAUUGUACACAAUAAUUUCAAGAAGCUUAGUAAAGUUAGAGGAAAAUAAUAAUUUGACUUUUAGAAGUCUGAAUAGGCUGAAAAUGUUUAAAGAAUUAAAAAUUAAAGUACGAAAUAGGAAUAACUAGAUAUUAUUCAUCAAUUUAAAAUAAGCAUCUUCAGUGAAAUUAUUAAAAAGACUUACAGUUCAGAUCAUUCACAGUAGACUUAUCUGACAGCACUUUCAAUAUUUGAAAGAGUUUUUCAGAAUAUUAAUCUUGAUCUUUUCUAUAACAACCCAUCAUUUGAUUUCCUCUACAUCCUGGGAAUUGCAGCUUAUUAAGUCUCAUCAAAGUAUUGGGAUAUUUAUCCUCUAUCAAUCUCUGAGUUAAGUCAAGAAUUUGGCAUUAGCAAGAGAUGUGUGGUUGAAAUAGAAAAGUUAUUAUUGAUUGAGAUAAAAUUUUUGAUUCGAUCUGAACCCGUAGAAAAAGAUCAUGUCACUAUAUUAUAGGAGAUUAUCUAAUAGAUUACUAAUGAAUAAAGUAUGAACAAAUAAAUCAAGGCUUGUGAUUUGCAAGAAUAUUGA
This is a messenger RNA of Stylonychia lemnae, 789 nucleotides long. The record is from the annotation of a GenBank genome assembly. Lineage: Eukaryota; Ciliophora; Spirotrichea; Sporadotrichida; Oxytrichidae.